AUGGCUUCACAGAAGACUCUUCUUUUGCUCGUCGUUCUAGUCAGCGCUGCAUUUGCAGCACGUCAAGCGUCUGAUGUGAGAAGAGGUAAAGGUCAAGGUAAACCAAAACAAAACCAACGAGUCGGUGGAUGGACCUCGGUUGACCAAAAUGAUGAAACCGUUCAACAACUAGCGCAAUUCGCCGCUGGACAGAUUUGCUCCAAUUACGUCGUAGAUGCUGUAGAAAAAGCUGAAAAACAAGUUGUUGCAGGUAUGAACCAUCGCAUGGAUAUCCUAGUUUCCAAGGCAUGGAAAUGCAAAGUAGAAGUGUUUGAGCAGACCUGGACGAAUACGAAGAGGUUGACGUCGUUUGCCUGCAAAUCCGUACCGUAACUGGAUGACGUCGGAAUUGGUUCAUUGUAGUUUGUAUGACUAUAUAUCAAGUAUAAACCUUUCCCUUUGAUUUCUUGCCUUUCACCGACAUUAUUUGUUAUAGAAAUGUUCAAUGUUCUAUUGUUUAUAUAUUUUUGUUUUGGUAUUGGUUUGUCGCUUGUUUAUAGACAUGAAAAGUAAUGUUGAUGUUGCAUUAAUAUGUGCACUGGUUUGUUUUAUUUAAUAUUUAGGUCUUAUAUUCUUUCAUAAAUCGCUGGAUUGUUCAUUAACACUAAUAAUGUGUUGCUGCAAUAAAAUUUAAACGUCAUAGUCCUUAAUAAUUCAAAUGUUUUGUCUAAAAGUAUUUAUUAAUUAUUGCGAUCUGAUUAAUUGUUCAAUAAAUAUCGGCCUAAG
Dreissena polymorpha is the source of this 765-nucleotide messenger RNA. RefSeq lists its product as uncharacterized. The transcript is spliced from 3 exons. Lineage: Eukaryota; Metazoa; Mollusca; Bivalvia; Myida; Dreissenidae. Bases 1 to 372 code for a protein of 123 amino acids. Gene Ontology annotation, molecular function: cysteine-type endopeptidase inhibitor activity. The record is from RefSeq and is a predicted model, not a curated record.